AUGGCUUCGGCCGCUACCUCGUCGGGCAAUCCAUCGGUCAGCACAACACCACUGAAUUCACGUCCGACAACACCAAACCUCUCGACCCCUCCACCUACAGCAGUGGCCAAAGGCGGCAACGAUGAUUCGUCAAGAUUGAAGUUGUUCAUCAGCAUUCUGAGGAAAUUCAUCGGUGUCGCAGACAUCGCCAACGUUCGCUUUUCACUUCCGGCGCAGUUGCUGGAGCCAAUACCCAACUUAGAAUAUUGGCACUAUAUCGACCGACCAGAGACGUUUGUGAGCAUUGGCAAGUCCGAAAAUGAACUCGGUCGCAUGCUCGAAGUGGUUCGUUUCUGGUUUACCAAAGAUUUGAAAUUCGUCAAGGGAAAGCCUUGCAAGCCAUACAAUUCUGCACUUGGAGAGUUCUUCAGGUGUAAUUGGGAGAUCAAGGCCGAUGCUCCUUCGAUAUCUUCUCCUUCUCAAGCUCCUCCACAACCUCCUCCUGAUCCCUGUAAUGCAGCCCAGAAUGAUCCCGUACGCAUAUCCUACCUGACCGAGCAGACGUCCCACCAUCCUCCAGUCUCCGCCUAUUGGGUCGAGUGUCCAUCGAGAGGAUUGGUAGCAAGAGGUUUUGAUCAGAUCUCAGCAAAAUUUAGCGGCACUUACGUCAAGGUAGUGGCUGGCAAUCACAAUAAGGGCUUGUUCAUCACGCUGAAGAACAGAGGGAACGAGGAAUACCACAUGACACAUCCAGAUUCUCAGCUGAACGGCUUCUUACGUGGCAACAUGUACAUCUCCGUGUCAGAUGUAGUAGCGAUUACCUGUCCGAAGACAAAGCUGAAAGCCCUACUUCACUACGUCGAAGAAAGCUAUUUCGGCACAGCAAAGAACAAGGUCAUAGGCGUGAUAUACCGAUACGACCCAGACAACGAUAAACAUUCCAAGCCGAAGGAUGUACCCUCAAGUGAUGUUCUGGUGGAAGUCGAUGGAGACUGGAAAGACAAGGUUUACUAUACUAUCCCCUCCUCAAAAGCUGCCAAGAGUUAUCCAGGUCUCGAACCAACCAAGGACAAGCAGCUGAUCAUUGAUAUUGCACCUUUGAUGCCCGUGCCGAAGAUCGUGCCUCCUCCAGAAGAACAGCUCGACAAUGAAAGUCGUAAACUGUGGUCCGAGGUGAGCGAGGCAAUUCACGAUAGAAGGUACGGAGAGGCAACCACGAUCAAACAGAACAUUGAGCAACGGCAAAGGGACAAAGCCAAGGAAAGGGAAGACAACAAGAAGGUCUUCAAGCCCAGGUUUUUUGUCAGCGCGACCGACCCAUCUGGACGACCAGAAUUGACGCCUGAAGGAAGAAAGGCGUUGGACGACAUGCAAGGGUUGAACUUCCAUCUUGAGCCAAGAUUAGACGAUUCGGUAUCGGCUUAG
Lithohypha guttulata is the source of this 1404-nucleotide messenger RNA. RefSeq lists its product as uncharacterized. The transcript is spliced from 6 exons. Gene Ontology annotation, molecular function: sterol binding. Lineage: Eukaryota; Fungi; Ascomycota; Eurotiomycetes; Chaetothyriales; Trichomeriaceae. The coding region runs from base 1 to 1404 and encodes 467 amino acids. Gene Ontology annotation, cellular component: cytosol; intracellular membrane-bounded organelle; membrane. The record is from RefSeq and is a predicted model, not a curated record.